AUGCCACCUCGACAUCACUAUUGGAAAAUGAAACCACCUAAACUACCCAUCUUUAAAUAUAGAGAAAGUAUAGAAAAGGUGGUGUAUAAUAAAAUAUCAAAAGCAGAUAAAAUUAAAGUUUCAGACGAUAAGUUUUUUGUGGUUGAAAGAGGCCAGGUAGCUGUUUUUGAAAGAAGCAAAUCUCAUAAGGCAGUUAGUUGUGAAUUGAAAAAAAAAAGAUCUCAUAAAGAAUUUAAUAAGAAUCCUUCACCUCAAGAUAAUACUAUAAUUAACUUAUCUCAGGAUGAUGAUGUAAUCAUAGUCAACUCACCUCAAGAUGAAAUUAAUAAAAAUCCUUUACACAAUAUAAUUAUAAUUGACUUAUCUUAA
Racocetra fulgida is the source of this 369-nucleotide messenger RNA. Lineage: Eukaryota; Fungi; Glomeromycota; Glomeromycetes; Diversisporales; Gigasporaceae. The record is from the annotation of a GenBank genome assembly.